Molecule: messenger RNA, 1367 nt
Organism: Mus caroli (Ryukyu mouse)
Lineage: Eukaryota; Metazoa; Chordata; Mammalia; Rodentia; Muridae
Source: RefSeq, a predicted model, not a curated record
CUCAGCCUCUUUGAUCCCAGUGUGUCCCUGCCCUUUGAACGCUGCAACUGAGGGCUGGCACACUGGCCUGGUUGGGCUCCUCAAUAGGCGGCAUGCUGCGGCUGCUGAGGUCCAGCUGGGCCCAGGGCGCGGGGUCUGGGGUGGCCACUUGGCGUCCCUCAGCGGGGCUCUUUCGUCCUGGGUGCCCCGGGAUCUGCCAGGCUUCAGGUGCCUCAGAUACCCCACACCACCAGUCCCCCAGCUCUGAGUCACCGGGACAGCCGGUGGGGGUGGGCGUCUGUUCCAUGAUGCGCCUGCCCCUGCAGUCCUCCCCGGAGGGGUUGGACGCUGCUUUCAUCGGUGUGCCUCUGGAUACUGGGACUUCCAACCGGCCCGGGGCAAGAUUUGGACCCCAUCGCAUCCGGGAGGAGUCACUGAUGCUGGGGGCUGUCAACCCCAGCACGGGAGCCCUCCCCUUCCAGUCCCUCAGGGUUGCAGACCUAGGCAAUGUGAACGUCAAUCUCUACAACCUCCAGGACAGCUGCCGGCUGAUUCGAGAGGCCUAUCAGAAUGUCCUCGCUGCGGGCUGCAUUCCUCUGACUUUGGGUGGAGACCAAACAAUCACAUAUCCUAUACUGCAAGCCGUGGCAAAGGAGCAUGGCCCGGUGGGUUUAGUGCAUGUGGGUGCCCACACCAACACCACGGACAAACCUCGGGAGGAGAAGGUCUACCAUCGGACACCUUUCCGCCGAAGUGUGGAUGAGGGACUGCUGGACAGCAAACGAGUGGUACAGAUAGGCAUCCGGGGCUCCUCCAGGACUCUGGAUCCCUACAGAUACAGUAGGAGCCAGGUGACAGACGCACACCUCUCUCUAUCCCACAGAGUGUCUUCUGCAUGGUCAAAGAGGGAGUCAACAGGGGCUUUACUGAAGUUCAGAGAGAUGGAAACUUCUUUGCCAGCACCGCCUAGGUCAAGGAUGGGUAUCUGGGCCUCUAUUUUCACUGGAAAUGACUGCCACAUUUACCUUGGACAGGCUCUGGAGAUCAUCCGGGGCUGCCAAGGCCUGAAUGUGGUGGGCUGCGAUCUCGUGGAAGUCUCCCCGCCGUAUGAUCUCUCUGGCAACACAGCCCUCCUAGCAGCUAACCUACUGUUUGAGAUGCUGUGUGCUCUCCCCAAAGUGACAACUGUCUGAGUCGUGUUCCUGAAGACAAAACAGACUGUGUCAUGACAAAGCCUCAAGGACUUGUGAGCCAGCAGUGCAAGGACCAAAGAAAGCUUUCUGUGAAAUGUCACCACUGGCUGCAAACAAGGACAACUGGGACACUAACCCAAACAGCUCGUGUCUCCUUCCUUCCCUCCUAACAUUAAAGCAUUUAUUUAAUUUUUA